GACAAUGUACCAUUAACAAAGCGUGACAUGUACUACAAGGAUGUCCCCCUCUUCAAAGCUCAGGGAACUGUUGAUCGACUCGUCGAUGAUCUUGCCGUGACAUUGGACCUAGAACGGGCCGACCUCAAAAUUCGCGCUGCAUCGAAGGGCCUUAUAUGCGGCACUGGGCUGACAAUUCACCUUCUCGAAGGCGAAGUGAUUUCUAUUAACGACUUAGAGGGAACUUUGAUACCUACGGGUGAAACCAUAGAGCGAUUUGAGCUGAAAGAGGAUAUUUCAUGGGUCCUUGUGGUCGAGAAAGAGGCUGUCUUUCAAACGCUGUGUCGUUUUCAGUUUGCAAGCCACCAGUCGCUUCCCGGUCCUGGGCUCAUAAUCACUGGUAAGGGAUAUCCUGACGUGGCCACCCGACAACUCGUGAAAACCUUAUCAGACAACCUUCCAGCGCACAUUCCGAUCGUUGCACUUGUCGAUGGCGAUGCGUAUGGACUCGACAUUCUAUCGGUGUACAAGUAUGGCAGCCGCAGUCUACGACAUGAGAACGAAAAACUCGCAGCAAAACGAAUCGAAUGGCUUGGCAUCUGGGCAUCCGAAAUUGCAGACCUCGAAAUUGAUUUGGACACACUGAUCCCGAUCACACUGCAUGAUGAGAAGAAGGCGCUCGCAGUGCUCAGCCGUGCCACCGAUGUUGUGCCCACGAAAUGGAGGCAGGUGUAAGUUUCAUACCGUAACUCGAUACUGAAUGUGCCUACAGAAAAGAGCUCACGCGGAUGCUCCACAUGCGAAGGAAGGCCGAAAUCGAGAUUCUGUCGAGUUCCUCAAGUCAAAAGUCUAACUCCCUUAUACAUUACUUGGCUCAUAAAGUCUGCCACUUCAUCGAGAUGUCUGCCUGACGGUGAUUCGAAUGCCAGGCAUACUCACAGCUCUUUGGCACAAUAGUCUUUGAAAACAUCCCUCCAGAGUUUAUGGGUAACGGUGUCACAACGCAGCAUAACUGUCGUGAGUGUGCCAAACGCGUAGAAAAUAGAACGACAUACAUACGAAAGUACUUAUAUCAUGCAAUCAAGGUUCAUUAUCACCAG
Suillus plorans is the source of this 1079-nucleotide messenger RNA. Its product is annotated as Spo11/DNA topoisomerase VI subunit A. The transcript has 10 exons. Gene Ontology annotation, biological process: reciprocal meiotic recombination; meiotic DNA double-strand break formation; meiotic DNA double-strand break processing. Gene Ontology annotation, molecular function: DNA binding; DNA topoisomerase type II (double strand cut, ATP-hydrolyzing) activity; ATP binding. Lineage: Eukaryota; Fungi; Basidiomycota; Agaricomycetes; Boletales; Suillaceae. Gene Ontology annotation, cellular component: nuclear chromosome. The coding region runs from base 28 to 714 and encodes 228 amino acids. The record is from RefSeq and is a predicted model, not a curated record.